AUGCCCCUAUCAGUGUUCAAAAAACUGGGUCUUGAAGAAGUGAAGCCCACAACCCUCACCUUGCAAUUAGUAGACACAUCAAUUAUAUACACAAAGGGAAUUAAAGAUGUAUCGGUAAAGGUCGAUAAGUUCAUCUUUUUGAUGGAUUUUGUGGUGUUGGAUAUGGAAGAGGAUGAGAAAGUACCAUUAAAGGAAGUGAUGUCAAAGAAGAAAAAGUUGGAGGAGUUUGAGACAGUUAAGUUGAUAGAUGAGUAUAGUGCUAUUCUCCUGAAGAAGCUCCCUAAAAAAUUGAAAGAUCCAGACAGCUUCAACAUUCCUUGCAUUAUAGUGGUAUCACAUUUGAUAAAGCAGGAUGACCUUAGAGCUAGCAUUAACUUGAUGCCCCUAUCAGUGUUCAAAAAAUUGGGUCUUGGAGAAGUGAAGCCCACAACCUUCACCUUGCAAUUAGCAAACAGAUCAAUUAUAUACACAAAGGGCAUUAAAGAUGCAUUGGUGAAGGUCGAUAAGUUCAUCUUUCCGAUGGAUUUUGUGGUGUUGUAUAUGGAAGAGGAUGAGAAAGUACCAUUGAUUCUUGAUAGACCUUUUGUGGCUACUAGAAGAGCAUUGAUUGAUGUACAAGAAGGAAAAUUGACACAACGGGUUAUUGAAGAUCAGAGAGGGAUGAGCAAGGCAAGAAGAAAGUGUUCUAUAACCCUCUAG
Molecule: messenger RNA, 699 nt
Organism: Olea europaea var. sylvestris
Lineage: Eukaryota; Viridiplantae; Streptophyta; Magnoliopsida; Lamiales; Oleaceae
Exons: 1
Coding region: 1-699 (232 amino acids)
Source: RefSeq, a predicted model, not a curated record